CUGAGAUCCUGUACAGCUGGUUGCUAGGUAACAGCUCACAGCACACAGACAGGCUCCUUUACAGGGAUAAGUGCAAAGAUUUGACACGACUUCCCUACACACAUUUUCACUCUUUGUACAAAGCAGACUGGGGCUUCCUGCAGUACUUACUGAUAUUAUCUACUUCUGUUUCUCCAAUAAUAAGGGACAGAACGGCCAGACGUUUCAUUCUCAUCUCUUUAUUGUGGAUGUUCCAGAGAUUUCUCAUGUAUCAAUGUCCUGUAGUCUAAUGACUUACCCAUAUGGCUCUGUACUGGCUCACUAAUGGCUUAUGUUUGCUGCUUCAGCAUUCCUCUCUGUUACGUGGGUUGCCAUUGGCAUUGGACUCAGUGCGCUGACUCAAUAGGCCACACAUACAAAGCAAUGCUCAGUGUACGUAAUAGGCUGUGUAUGUACUGCACAUCUAAUUAGAAAUAAAUGCCAUAUAAACCUCACUCAUCAAAAGGGGACACUUCCCCUUUAAGAGCAGGAAACAGAGGUGACUUCCACCUGGGGAUGUGACAGUUGGUUCAGUCCGUUGGUUGUCACUUUGGUGAGAGACAUCGGGCUACAGCGUGUUUGCCGCGUUUCCUGCGAUCUUUGCGAUUUUUUCUGCAAGUUCUGCACGUUUGCUGCUCAUCGUCAUCAGAGCAUUUUUUGGCUUCCCCCUAGUUUGAUAUAAUCCAUCCUUAUCAGAACUAGUUUUUUGGGAUAGCCAGGGUCUCCUCAGGGAGACCCCUUGGGGUACCCGGCCUUGUGCCGGUCCCUUUUUUUUUUCUUCCAGAAGCGAAAACAUCUACGACUUCUGCGUUUUUUUGAAAGACGACUGAAACAUCAUGGAGCGCUCCAUAGAGAUGGAGUCGGUUUUGUUGACCUGGAAGAACUUCAGGGAGGAGGAGGAGACAGACAUCGAGAGUCUCCUCUAUUUUUAUGAACAUCACUACAGGAGAGAGUUCGGGAAGAUCGACGACUUAGCCAACUUCCUGAUCCGAUAUGCAGCCACCCACCAGUACCUGACUAGGGCGAACCUCGUCUACUUCAUCUACGUGGUCAUGAAUCUGGAACAACUGGAUAAUAUUGUGGCUGAUUUCCAGCUGCCGGAAUCACCUCUCAGAGACAUCAACAUGGACCCAGAGGAGGUUGCUGAAGCCUUGAAAGUAAGUGUCCGGAUCACUGUCUCUGUCCCUCAUCCUUCCUCCAAUACAGAGUAUAAAUGUCUUAUUUACCCUUUGCUCCUCUCCUUGUGUCUUCCCCGACAGGCUUUAAGAUCAAUAUCGGAGGGCAUGGAGAGAAAACUCCUCGAGAAGGAGAAGGAGCUGGAAGAAGCUGCCAUGACCAGUCAACAGGAAAAGGUGGAGGAAGAUCACCUGCAGGAAGAGGAGACCAAUCGAGAGGAGCAAGAAGAGGUGGAACACCAUUUAGAGGAACGAGAGAAGCAAAAGAAGGAACCAGACGAAGAUGUUCCUGCCGAAAAGAAAGAGGAUGUGGAAGAUCUGGAGAAAGAUGAUCCUCCUGAACAGCAAGAAGAGGGGAUAGAACUGGAGGAACAAGAGGAGCAAAUGCAGGAACAAGAGGAAGAUGUUCCUGCUGAAAAGAAGGAAGAGGCAGAAGAACCAGCGAAAGAUGAUCCUGCUGAAAAGAAAGAAGAAGAGGUGGAAGAACUGGAGAGAGGUGUUCCUGCCGAAAAGAAAGAGGAUGUAGAAGAUAUGGAGAAAGAUGAUCCUUCUGAACAGCAAGAAGAGGGGAUAGAACUGGAGGAACAAGAGGAGCAAAUGCAGGAACAAGAGGAAGAUGUUCCUGCUGAAAAGAAGGAAGAGGCAGAAGAACCAGCGAAAGAUGAUCUUGCUGAAAGAAAGAAGAAGAGGUGGAAGAACUGGAGAGAGGUGUUCCUGCCGAAAAGAAAGAGGAUGUAG
Molecule: messenger RNA, 1931 nt
Organism: Xenopus laevis (African clawed frog)
Lineage: Eukaryota; Metazoa; Chordata; Amphibia; Anura; Pipidae
Product: cilia- and flagella-associated protein 251-like
Exons: 9
Coding region: 855-1931 (358 amino acids)
Source: RefSeq, a predicted model, not a curated record